Brenthis ino (lesser marbled fritillary) is the source of this 1809-nucleotide messenger RNA. NCBI's taxonomy places the organism in Eukaryota, Metazoa, Arthropoda, Insecta, Lepidoptera, Nymphalidae. The record is from the annotation of a GenBank genome assembly.
AUGGUUUUAGAAUGGCAGCACAGAGCUGUAUUUUUAAUUAAUUAUGUGACUGUACUUGGCGUGGAGUGUUCUAUAAUAACUAAGAUCGAACAUCGAGACGGAUGGACCGCAGUGGGGAAACAGAUCACCGCGAUGAUGCUAGUGCGCCUGAACAUGCGCGUGGCAUUGGCAGCCCUCUGUGGAGGCGUGAUGCUUGUCACGCUUUAUUGGGGCCGAUGCGGGGACAUGGGGCAUAGACCCAUAGGUUCUAUGCCGUCCAACGAGCUGAUAGAUCGCGUAAGCGAUGAAAUCGAGUGCUCUAUUAACGGGGAGUACUCGGUGGCAUGUCGCCGCGACCACGAUCAGGUGUAUGUGCCUUUCUCCUUUAUACACAAAUAUUUUGAGAUAUACGGCAAAAUAACGUCGGUCGAUGGCGUGGAAAAGUUCGAAUGGUCGCACAGUUACAGCAAAGUGUACCAUCCAAAGAAAAAGUACGAUCCCCGCAGUACUUUUACGACCUUCGAGAAUUACAAUGUCGAAGUACGGGACAGGGUUAAAUGUAUCAGCGGGAUCGAAGGUGUACCGGUCUCCACGCAAUGGGAACCUCGGGGUUUCUUCUACCCCACCCAAAUAGCCCAAUUUGGUUUAGCGCACUACAGCAAAAACAUAACAGAACCACCACCAAGAGUUAAAAUUCUUGAUGAUGGGGAGAAGUUUCUGGAAAAAUGGAUAGUUAGUAAUGAUGCAAUGAUGACCAGGGAAUUUGAUGCAGAGCUCAAAUCGAAUGUGAUAAGGUUUUCUACAUCAGACCACGUCUCCAGUCAGGUUUGGCUGAAGCUCAAUUUGAGUCAGGACUUUGUUCUUAGUAUGGAUCUGAAAUUGAAGCCGAAUUCUUCCAUGACAGUUGUUCUACAAAAUAAAGAUAAAAAGGAGACCGUCUAUUUACAUUACAUUACGAGUUUACAGCUUAUUUAUGCUCAGGAGGAUCACACGUACUACGGUAUAGGCGUAGAUCAAAAAUGGCGUAAAAUCACACGGGACCUGAUAAUAGAUAUGCAAAAAGGCUGGGCGUUGCAGGAUAAACCGAAGCGCAAGUCUCCUAGGAAUAAGUUUAAGAUAUCUAGCCUGAUCCUGUCGGGGUCGGGCGCGGUGGGCAACGUGCGCGUGGCGUCCAGCUCGCACACGGAGCACUUCUACGCGGCGGCGCGCUGGCUGGUGGCGGCGCAGCGCGCGCGCGGCGGCUGGCCGGUGCCCGCGCGCCGCCGCGUCGCGCCCGGCGUGCCCGACCUCGAGCCGGGCUGGCACUCGGCGAUGAGCCAAGGGCACGGCAUCUCGGUGCUGGCGCGCGCGUACCACCGCGGCGGCGACGCGCGCUACUUGCGCGCGGCGCGGCGCGCGCUGCACCUGCUGGAUGUGCCCGCGCGCGCCGGCGGCGUGCGCGCCAUGUGGAUGGACAGAUAUGUGUGGUACGAAGAGUAUCCAACAAAGCCACCUCUGUUUGUGCUUAACGGCUUCAUCUACACGCUGCUUGGACUCUACGACUUACACGUGAUCGAAGGUGAGAACUCUAUAUCGUUAGCGAAGAAAAUGUUUGACGACGGCAUGCUGUCUCUCAAAACACUCCUUCCACUUUUCGAUACCGGCAGUGGCAGUUUCUAUGACCUUAGGCAUUUUACUUUAGGCGUGGCCCCGAAUAUUGCGAGAUGGGACUAUCACGCGACUCAUGUGAAUCAGCUAUACCUAUUAGCCGGUCUAGAUCCAGACCCGAUAUUGAUAAACACGGCGAAGAGAUGGGAAGGUUAUAUGCAAGGGAAACGGGCCGCUCACAAU